Molecule: messenger RNA, 3039 nt
Organism: Echinostoma caproni
Lineage: Eukaryota; Metazoa; Platyhelminthes; Trematoda; Plagiorchiida; Echinostomatidae
Source: the annotation of a GenBank genome assembly
AUGACUUCCCAAGCCCAAAACUCCUACACACAACCUCCGCCACCACCGUCUGUGCCAUCGCAGCAGCUUCAGCCGCAACAGUCUCAACCUCAGGGCUCGUCGGAUCCGCUGAACGAUUCCCUAACCGAAGUUCUCCCGAACUACUUCAGCCUGAACUACGCGCAACAAGCCGCCUUGUUCCUAGCGAAUGCUGCAGCAGCUGCCGCGGCGUCCGCAUCAGCCUCGUCGCUUGGUGCCUACAAUUCCUCCGAUGCGCUUGGCACCAUGCGCGGAACGGCUUCUGCCCAGAAGACGCACUCCAAUCACAUGACGCCUGGGCCCUCGUCCACUGUACAGGAUUCCCCUUCUUAUCUGAGUAACAACCAGAGUAUCAUUAAUACUGCUGUUGGUUCCCAGUCCAAGCAUUCCUCACUACAGCCUCCUUUAACACCGAACAAACAAAAUCAGCGCGGCAAAUCAUCGGUAACAGUGAGUACAGCAACAACAUCGGCAACUGGUACUGUAGCAGAUAAGCCAAAUUUCUCCAGUGCUCAUAUGAACAGUUCGGCCACUGCAGCAAUGGCUAAUCUUUUUGGGACUUCCGAUGGUCAUGUAAAAGACGCCUCCCAAGCAUUCAAUUCCGCUCCAAACGUACGACAUGGUGUUCUGUCAUCACUGGACACGAAUGCUAGUGGAAAACAAGAUAGCACCAAGCGUACUCCUGAUCCAUCCACUUCUGUCCCAAUGGACACCAGUUCAGCUUGUUUGAACGAGGCGUUAUUAGCCAAUCAGUUGCUCCAGUCCCUGUCAGGUGCCCAAAUGUCCUAUCAGCGUCAGUUUCAACAACAACAACAGCAACAACAACAACAGCAGCAGCAGCAGCAGCAACAACAACAACAGACAGCACUAUUGCUAGCUGGAUUGGCCGGUUUCCCCACAAAUUACCUGGAUAGCUUCAUGGCGGCAUCUGGGUCAUCUAAUCGAACUGUUCAACCAGCCAGCUCUGUCAACACAUCACCGACCAACGCACGGAAUGAUCAAGCAUCAGGAAGCAAUGCGGCCACAAAUUUGGCUUAUGCUCAGGCCAUGAUGAUGGCUAUGGCUGCUGCGUGUGGUGGUUUGAAGCCUUCUCCCGGUGUUCCAGGUGCUCUCAAUUACGAUAUGCUUCCCUUCGGACCGUUUGGCUCGACCGGCACUAGUUCCCCAUUGCCGCCCAAUUUGGGCACUCCACAACCCGGCACAAGUGCAAUCAAUACACCCGGUGAACCGGCCGAAUCGUUUAACGAUGUGCUCAGUUUUCUUAGUCAAUGCUUAAACAACUCUAAGAACGUACCCGAUCGACCUGUUAACAACAAUUCAAUCACAACACGUCCGUCCUCUAUGGAACACAAAGCAUUCCCUUCAAGUCCAAGCAUGCAACGACGUCCUGGACGUGCUGGAUCGUCUUCCCGAAUGCGGACAUUAAGUAGCACACAAAAUUCAUCCUGGGAGCCUCACUCGGUCCCACCACCUACCCGUCAUCGUGGUCGUGGUCGUCCACCCAAGUCUGCUGUCGCUCACUACCAAAGUCAGAUUAAACAUCACCAGCAACAUCACAAUCAUCACCAACAGCAACAACAAAAUCAGAACCAGCAAUCACAUCUUCCAUCAGGAUCCAUGCCCAAGCUUCAAGAGGAUUCAGAAGCAUUUCCUUUGUCUGUGGAUUCCACAGUCAGCUCGAGCUAUGGUAGCCGGCGUCCAUCAAGUACGACCAGCACAAGUGAUUGUAGCAUUGAUGAUACAAUCGAAGAAGUGCUUCGACAUUUGGCCGCCUGUGAUCACGAUCCGGCUAUUGUGGCUAGUCGUUAUGCGUCCAGCUCGCUCGGGAUGGCGCUCAAUCGAAAACGACGCANUCCACCUGCCCCGUCCACGCCAGUCAGUUGUAAAUCGGAGAGUAUACCGUACCGGACGGAACCGGGAGAUCUAUACACACACUCUGAAGUUGAACGUGGAACAACUGUUCCCCAGACUAGCGAUCCACACAUCUUCUUGCAUGCCCUUCUGGUUGAAUUUCAUUCUAGUUGGCGCCGUGAGACAUUGGUCAAAGGUAUUGGACCUGGUGGAAUCCUUGGCGAGGUGAUUUACGUUAGCCCAUGUGGUCGCCGCCUCUGGAAUCUGGAUAGCGUUCGUGAGUACCUCAAAACCAAUAACGUGAGCAUGUUGUCUGUGGACGAUUUCAGUUUCAAAAGUUAUCUGCGUCUGGGCGACUAUUACGAAUGUAGCAGAACAAGUCAAGUCCCUCAGAGUUAUGUGAAAAUGUCCGAGGCAGCUUUGAACGCACUCACUUCUGCAGGUUUGUCGGAGAUCGGAAUGGAGUCCAAGGCUACCCCGAGUAGUUCACGAUGGUCUUCCUCGGCUGCUUAUUAUGACAGUCCCCGAGUCGAAAAAGAUGCUCAUCCUAUUGGUGAUCUGUCAUCAGGUCCCAUGUCUCGUGUCACCAACACAAAAACUACCCUCACACCUUUAACUGGUAUCCAACCUCCAGCUGCGCAUGUGCACAAUUCUACGACAAGCCUGAUAACACCAUCCAUCACAGCCACCCCAACAACAGCCCCCAGCGUGUUAAAUAUCCCCAAUUCCGAUCUCUCCUCGUUCCCUGUGCCCGGCAAUUUGUACACUAAUCCCGCUGACCGUUCUUAUACUGCUUACCAGCCCGGUUGCACUCUGAAUGGGGAUCAGCUUACCGUACCACCUGCAGCACACACAGGGGCGAAAGACCUAUCGAACAAAUUACCAGUUCUGCCAUCUGUUUCCGCCUCCCUCGAUCCGCACCAACCGUACUAUCCUAAUCCAGGUCUCUGUCCGUACAUCUCGACUCCGUGGCCUGCAAAUAUGAAUCCGGCUGCUGUGGGAGUGGACACUACUCCAUGGGCCGCAUUGAACAAACCAAUGGGAUUGAUGUCAUCACCCGCCUUCAUGUUAGGCACACCGGGAAUGACUUCAUUGAAUCCUGUCGUGGUAAGUGUGCAUUCUGAUUGCUACUUGAAGUUUCCGAAUCACCUGCUUACUUACUUUCCAUGA